AGAAAUUCUAAAGACUAAAGAGUGAGUGAUAGGCUAUAGUACCAAAACUUUGUAAUGAUCUUCCUCUUUCCUCUUUUGCUUUCAGAUGUUUUCUCUUCAAAUUUCCCCCUAAACUCAACACAGCCUCUUCAAUUAAUCUAAUUCUAUUGUGGGAAUCUCAAUGCAUGUCAAUGCCUAUAUAUACUUUCCCAAUGCAAUGAUUCUAUAUAAGGAAACCAAACAAAUACCACAAUCUCAAUCUAGCUACUGCAUUAAGCACUGUGUUGUGAAUUGUGAUCAUCAAGCAUCUUCUGUAAACCCAACCAAAAUUUCUCAGCUUUUCCAUCAUUUCCAUUCACCCUCAAUGUUCUCUCUUCUGGGUAUUUGUUUAAUUAAUCCAAUGCAUGUCAAAAUUUGAUUUUUAAUUCCCUAGAAUUUCCCCAAUUUAAAAUCUAGGGUUCAUGUCGGUUGAUUCCCAUUUCCUCCGGAUGAAAUUGACCGAGAAAAAACACCGGUCCUUGUUAAUUGGGCUGUUCAAUUCAACCCAAUAGAUUCUUUUUUGGAAGUGAAUAUUGCACUUUUUUGGUGAGAUUUAUCCAUUCAAUUUUCCUUUUUUGUGCUGAUGCUUGAUAUAAAAGCACAAUUCUGAAGUUAUUAUGUCUAGAUUCAAGAAUUCUGAAGCCCUUGUUGUUGUUGCUCGCUUCGCUCUGCAUCAACCCAACCUUCACAUUCCAAUGGCCAAUUUGAUGGGCUUUGAUCCUUGUUUCCGAUUGAACAGGGCCUUUUCCCAGUACCCUGCUCUUCCUGCUGCUGAUCGUGGAACCUACAUUUCUUCGCCAUUUCUCCGAAAUCUGGCUUGUGCUAAUGUUUUUGGGGGUAAGAGAAGUGUUGGAUUGGGUCCUAAGGGUUGCAGCUUUGUUACCAGUGGUGGCAUUGGUAGUAAGUUUGCUGUGAGGGCUAAUGCAGGGCCUCGCGGCUUUGCUACUCGUCGUGACGAGCCAAUGCUAGCUGGUUUGGAGCAAGGGAAUUCUGUUAGGGAUGGUGAUGGUGAUGCUGCUGUGGUUAAGGUGGAUGAUGGAUCACUGAGUGGAAGCCCUACUGAGCCUGCUAGCUUCGGUGAUCAGCGUUUGUUGUCGCAGAAACUUGUUGUUGCUGUUGAUGUUGAUGAGGUAUUAGGAAAUUUCGUGUCGGCACUCAACAAGUUCAUUGCAGAUCGAUAUUCAUCAAAUCAUUCACUUUCUGAAUAUCAUGUGUACGAGUUCUUUAAGAUAUGGAACUGCUCACGCGAUGAAGCUGAUAUUCGUGUUCAUGAGUUUUUCAAGACACCAUACUUCAAAUCAGGGAUCCACCCUCUCCCAGGUGCUAAGACAGCACUUCAAAAGUUAUCAAGAUUUUGUAGCCUCUCAGUUGUAACGUCUCGGCAGAAUGUAAUUAAGGACCACACAAUUGAAUGGAUAGAGAAGAAUUAUCCAGGACUCUUUCAUGAGAUUCACUUUGGUAACCACUUUGCACUUGAUGGGUUGUCAAGACCAAAGUCAGAGAUUUGUAGGUCUUUAAAUGCCAAGGUUCUUAUUGACGAUAACCCAAGGUAUGCCACAGAGUGUGCUGAAGCUGGAAUUGAAGUCCUACUAUUUGAUUAUGAAAACUCAUAUCCUUGGAGCAAGAAUGAAGCUGUUGACAAGCACCCCUUGGUGACCAAAGUUAAGAACUGGGAAGAAGUGGAACAACAAUUGAUGUCAGUGAUGGCAAGGAUUUGUUGAAAUUACCCAUGUAUAAUGUACAUUCUUGAAGAAGUGAAAUCAUUUGAGGUGGCUGCAAGGAGACCACCUACAGGGUUAUAUGGUUAAUAAAUAUAUAAAUGACAUGGUUUAGAUUCUUUUUCCCAUUUUGAGCAACUUCGAUGAAGAUUGGAAUAGGAAGUUGUUCAUUAUUGUGGAAUUUCUCCUGAUUUUACAAUAUCAAUAUUUAGUUAGAGAUUUGUUCAAUGCCUUCCAUGAAUGGAGACGUGGAAUCUGAAUCAUAUGGCUGUAAAAUUUUAUGACUAAUCUUGAUCAUCAAAUUGUAUGAUCUCUGGUAGUAAACUUUAUUGUGGUUUAA
Molecule: messenger RNA, 2076 nt
Organism: Lotus japonicus
Lineage: Eukaryota; Viridiplantae; Streptophyta; Magnoliopsida; Fabales; Fabaceae
Exons: 6
Coding region: 636-1739 (367 amino acids)
Biological process (GO): deoxyribonucleotide catabolic process
Molecular function (GO): 5'-nucleotidase activity
Source: RefSeq, a predicted model, not a curated record